CGCUGCGGCUCCUGGUGCUGACGAAGAAAAAACACUUCCGCCGUUUCGUCCUGUCACAGAAAACACUUGGCGCAGCGAGACAGACAGGAUGGCAGGCCGUCGUGUAGCCCUGAAGGCCAUUGACUGGGUGGCCUUUGCCGAGCGGAUUCCACCCAACCAGAGGGGCAUGUUCAAUGCUCUGAAAACUCGCAGUGAUGCUAUCUCUGCCAAACUAGCCUCCCUGCCAGAGACUCCUGUAGCCAUUGACUGGAGUUACUACAGGACCACGGUGGCCAAAGCCGGGAUGGUUGAUGAGUUUGAGAAGAAGUUCAAAGCCCUGCAGAUCCCUCAGCCUGUUGACACACAAACGAGCGCCAUCAAUGCACAGGAGGCCGAGGCUAACAAAAGCGCAGUAGCCUACAUUGAAGGAUCAAAGGCCCGCAUCACUCAGUAUGAGCAAGAGUUGAAUAUGUUUAAGAACAUGAUCCCCUUCGAUCAAAUGACCAUUGAGGACCUCAACAACACCUUCCCGGAGACAAAGUUGGAUAAGGUCAAACAUCCCUACUGGCCCCACAAGCCCAUUUCCGAACUGUAAUCCUAUUACUGGACUCUCACCUCACAAUAAAAAUAAUGUAUUUUAAAGAGAAA
Toxotes jaculatrix (banded archerfish) is the source of this 627-nucleotide messenger RNA. Its product is annotated as ATP synthase subunit d, mitochondrial-like. Gene Ontology annotation, molecular function: proton transmembrane transporter activity. Lineage: Eukaryota; Metazoa; Chordata; Actinopteri; Toxotidae. The coding region runs from base 89 to 574 and encodes 161 amino acids. Gene Ontology annotation, biological process: proton motive force-driven ATP synthesis. The record is from RefSeq and is a predicted model, not a curated record. The transcript has 6 exons.